AUGUCCCAGAAGAAAAACGAUUGUGAAUUGAUUUUAAUCGACCCUUAAGAUGAUUCAGACAUUAAACCGAUGAAAAUCUUAAAAAAAAUUGUUUCUAAUGCGGGUGGUGUUAGAUAUCUGGUUGAGUACAGCAAUAAUGAAUAAAAGCAAGAAACAGAAAAAUACAUGAAAGAGAAUUAUUAGGAAUUGAUAGAAGACUAUAAUUAUUUUUCUGUCUGUGGUAGCAGAUUCGAUCAAAUGACUUUAUAGAAGAUGAGGGAAAAUAAUAAUAAGAUGUAGAAUUUUGAGAAUCAUGCUAAAUUGCCAACCAUUCCAUCAGAUGAAAAUUAUCCAAUUUUUAAAAGGCAAAAAAAAAUAGAUAAACAAACUGAAAAAAAUAACAAGGUCAACAACAAUCAAAUUUUACCACUACCUCAAUCAGCAUAAUAUUAAUAAUUACAGGUUUAAUAACAAUAACAAAUUUAAUAACAUAAUAAUUUACAUUAGAAUGAGAAAUAUUUAAUUAAAUAAUAAUAAGUCCAAAAUUAAACCUUACUUUCAUUGAAAUCUGAUCAAGGAGACAAAAUCAAGUCUAUUACACUAGAAAAUGGAUUAUUUCUAAUUCAAUGGUAACCCAGACCUGAUGGAAAUGUGCCAUAUCAAGAAUACUACCAUUAUGACUUCUUAAAAGCAACAGCUCCUACUAUUUUACUAUCGUUUUUAGAGCAAGAAUUCUUAAAUGAAGACUUAAAAUUUAAAAAUCUUAAAAGACAAUCUUUUUAAAGUUCAAUUAAAGAACAUACCCAAAUUGAUGAUAAUUCAUAAUAUAAGGAUAAAUCAAUAAAUAUCACUUAGACAGAUAAAUCAUAAGAAAUAAUUGAAGUUUAAAAGGAACUACAAAAGGAUGAUCACAUGAAUAAAAGGGCUGUUUAGUUUGAAGAAGUAAAAGAGCAAAAAGAUAAUUCUAAAGAUAUUCUAAUUGAUGACUUCUCAGUUGAUGAUGCCUAGGAAGUUAUACUUGAUGAGAAAUAGACAGCAGAACAAGAAAAAAAACAGUAGUAAUAAAAGAAAGGCAUUAUUCCAUCUUUUAAACCUUAGGGAUCAACUUAGAAAUAAAGAAAAUAAGUAAUAGAUAAAGCAUAAGAGUUAUUUACAGUGGAAAAAGCAUAAGGGAAACUGGAUGAAAAAUUAUCUCAAAUGGAGAAGCCUAUUCCCAAAUAGUAAGUAACAAUAACUCAACCUAAAUUGACUAACCAGUCAUUUCCAGCCCAAUUUGCUUAAGCUUAACCUCCAGAUGAAUUUGAAAUACUGGGUUCUUUGGAAAAACCUGAGGAUAAAUAAAAUUAAAAUUACGAGAAGGAACUUGAAGAAUGCUAUUCUGAUGUGGAGUUACCUCAUUUUUAAUUUAAUCAGAGCGAAAUUUGA
This is a messenger RNA of Paramecium octaurelia, 1404 nucleotides long. The record is from the annotation of a GenBank genome assembly. NCBI's taxonomy places the organism in Eukaryota, Ciliophora, Oligohymenophorea, Peniculida, Parameciidae.